AUGUUGCCCUCCGCGCGGGAGGUAGAGGAGGUCGUUGUGGCAACGCUGAAGGGCGGCAACUGGGCCCGUGCCGCGAUGCUUCUCGCAGGGGCAGUGAAGCUGUCGUGCACCCCAACGGCACGGACGUACGCAGAGGUAGUGACAGCCGUAUCAACGCGCAGCACAUGGAAGGUAACUGUACAGGUGUUAGAUCAAUUGCAGACAAGUCCCCUCUCCGCUCGCGCCGUGUACCACACGGCGGCGGAUGCAAUACUUGCACGCCGCAGCGACGGUGCGGCGGAAACACUUCUCGCGCUUAUUCUCGCGGCCCGACGCCGUCGCGUUCCAGUCUUGGCGCCCCACCACCACCUACAAUGCAGCCGUCUGUUGCUGGACGCCGGUGAUUGGCGUGGCGCCCUUCUUGUGGGCUCACAGGAGCGUCUGAUUCAGCAUGCACCGACGCUGGCCUGGCCAACGAUGUUAGCGGCAGCGGCUGGUCGCCAAUGGGUGGCAGGGUCAAAAAUCAUGUCUCUCCUGCUAGCCUCGGGUGGCGUGCCGAGUAAGGCCACGACGGAAAGUUUUAUUCGCUGCUUUACUGUCACGUCGCCGUGGUGGCGGGCGCUGGCGGUGGCAUCGGUGCUCACUUGUCGAGAUGAGCCGGAGGUCAGGCAACGCGCGUGGGAGCUCCGCGAGGAGGUGCGGCGUCAUGCGGAGUCGGAGUUGCCUGAAAUAAAGGCCAGGGAAGAACGACGCCAAGCGUUGUUGCAUGUCGCCGACUGUCGCCAAAUGCCAGACGACCUCACGCUGGGGGAGGUUACGGAGGCUCUCGUGACGCUGAAGGAACGACAGUGGGAGAGGGCGUUGGAGCUCGUUCGCUUAUUUCCGGCGCUGCUGGAGCUUACACCCAGACCACGCGCUCUGCUGUCUCCCAUGGCUAGGCUCAACACUGUGCCACAGAGUUCCUUCUACUGGGAGGCUCUGUGGCAGACUGUUUCUGCGUCCCUCACCUCCGCCCCUAUGGUCACCGUUCUUCACACAGCGAGUUUGUUUUUAGUGCACCUACGCAGCGGGGAGGAGCACGACAUCGACACACAAACGAAGGUGAAGGAGGUGACACGCGCAAAAAACAUUGUGAUUGACUUUGUUAAUGUAGCACGCACGCACGAAGUUGGGGUGCUGGACCCGGCCUGCCUUCACUCUGUAGUGCGGCUCAAUUGUACGCGUGGGUGCUGGGAAGACGCGCUGGCUCUCACCGGGCGGCCCACUGUGGUGUUCACAGAACUUGCGGAGCGUGGCAACUGGCAGGCCGCCGUCGCCGUGUACGGUGGGAUGCAUCCAAGCGCCCAAGAGAGAGCUGGACCCCCGUUGGAGCACCUAUUUAUUUCAAUGGGGUUGUGGAUGCCUGCCCUACGCUACGCCCAAAGCCAGUUGCCUCGAGACACACUGAGGCUGCGCAGCCUGGCCAUUCCGCUCUGUGCAGCUUUGGGCCAGUGGCGCCGCGCGCUGCAUAUGCUGUUUCGGCACGUUCCUACACCCACCGCAGCGGAAACGCGGCUGCAACGGUACUGCAUUCUGCGUCACGUGGAAGCGACGAUUUGUGAGGCGGUUGAGCGCGAUGAUUGGGAGAAGGCGCUGCAGGCGUGGGCUGUGGUUUGCCGGAUUCCCCACCAUGCUCGGACGCCACGCGCCAGCGGCGAGAGCGCGGGAGCGCCGGACGGGUUUGAUCAAUUCCGGAUCCGGCCUAAUGUUGUGAAGUGCACAGCUAAACUACUGCUUGAGCACCAACGCUACGACGCAUGCUGCUUGGUGCUUUCCUUGCACACGCCCACUGCCGCGGACCCCAUUCUUCUUCGCUGCUUCCAGCUCUUUUACCACAUUCGUCUCUCCCCACUUUCUUACGGACGUGUUCUGCAGCAGUACAGGGAAACGUAUGCGGCACACCGGGUGGUGCUUGACUGCUACGCGGUUCUGGCGCUAAGCUUGAGCGGAAAUCAUUUGGGUGCAUUCUGGAUUCUUCGUGGCCUCUCGUUAUUGCGGGACACAAAGGCUGCGAACGCCGUCGUGCGCGGGUUAGAGGAGGUGCCUCACGUGAAAAAGAUGCUUGCGUCCAUCCUUCUAGAAGCGGCAACGCCGUCACAGACAGCUGACGUGGAGGCCGUCGUGGAAAUUCUUACGCCGUGCGUGAAAUCAAUUGAGGAUGUCAAUUUAUUCAACCGGCCUUUGCUGGUGUACUGGGAAAGUGACAGCGAUGCCCUUCGCGCGUGUGCCGUUCGCAUGGCGAUAAAACUUUUGCAGCACAUGAUGCAGCAGGAACUUCCUGCACCCUGGGUCGUUUUGCGCGUUGUGGCGGGCGGGAUUGAGCGCCACACGGAGAGUUCUGCUGCGCAUCUCCUCUACGAGGCUCUACGGCAGCGUGCCACGUUGGGCACAGCGGAACAGGUGGAAGGGGACGCUGAAGGGAAGGGUGAGUCGUGGCGACCGUCACAGAAGGAGCGGGAUGCCUUUUUUAGGCGGUGUGCACAGAGUUUCCUACGUAUGGGGCAUUGGGGCCGCGCCCUUGCUGCGAUGCAGGCAUGCGAGAAGACCGACGAGAUGGCACUCUUCCAGGCAGCUGUUCUUUUGAAGGAGGAAAACGAGAGCCGUGUACGGGCCGCACAUCGUGUCAUUUUGGAGGCAACAGCAACGGAUGACACAAACACCGGGGCUGGUCUGCACUCCCUCGUGCCUGGGCGUCAGGUGGAGGAGGUGUUGGUGGCGCUGACGCACCUUCAGGCAUGGAAAGCCGCCUUGGUGGUGUUUAACAGCGUCAUGGGAGCAAAAGGAAGAUGUUCACGCGGGGCAGCUGGGCGCUUAAGCAGCGGCGUCGCUAAUGCUCUGCUUUCAACGGUGGCAACUUUUGGUUCCUGGGAAGUCGCAUUGAGACUCUUGACGACGGUGCAGCAGGAAUUCUCACCCGUGAGUGCCCUCAUGGAAAAGGGUCUCACAGAUGUGUUGCGCUCCGUGCGGAGUCACAGCGGUGCCGUCAUGUGCAGCAAAGUGAUGCUGUUUAUUGUGCAGGAGAUGGGUGCGGUGCCGACACCGACGCAGUACGAGGUGCUCUUGAGUUCCUGUCUGGGCUCAAGGUUGGCUGUCGUGGAGCGCGACGCCUGCGCUAGCAAUCUUAGGCGUCUUAGCCACUCCCUCAGCGAGCGGCAAGUCAUUGACCUUAUUGUUGCCAUCACCACGGCAGGCCGCUCCUGGGAAGAGGCGGAGGUCGGUGCCAGGAGCGAGCAACGGCAGCGUGGAGGCGCGCGUGGUUGCUCUCACCCGACGUGCUGGAUCCCUGUCGAGCGUCCACCCCUAACCGGGGAUGAGCUUCACCACUUCUCGCAGCUUGCCCCCCGCAUUGUGCUUUCCACCUCACGGGGGCUGGAGGCACUUGCUCGGGCCUUCUCGGGGCGUUUCAGGCCUUUUGAGCUGAAACUUCUGCUGCAGCACUACCGCACGGAGGUGCUGGAGCGGGUGCGAGAGACGGAUAGCGGCGUGGCGGUGUUGGAUACACAGCUGGUUGAAUACUGCAGGGAAAAUAGGUUUCUGCACAUCCUUCUCUUAUCGCACGAGCGUGUGUGGCAACGACCGUUGCUUCCGGUGGUAGGGCAGGGGGCAGCGGCUUUCAUAGAACGACUAACGUCAGACGUGUUUCACGGGUUUGCGUCCCCGCGCACGGUGGCUGCAGUGUGGGAGGCAUGUUAUCCGUAUGUGGCACAGCUGGCAGCUCGGCGGUGGCCAUGGCUGUGCGAGUACGAGCUGCUGCGGGCAGUACGAAGAAGUGGCGGAAGGCCUCCAGCGUUUCUUCGCACACGACCAGAUGCCUCGCGGGCUGAGAUUGCGUCCUAUUGGGCCACGUACGGUCGCGCCAUUUGGCCGGAACUGUUUUUUAGUGGUCCGGAACUCUGCCAGCUGGCGGUGUACGUACCUCUUGUUGAGCAGCUGCUGGGCGACGAACAGGGGCUCCGUGAACUCUGCUUCGGUAUUGAGGCGGCCCACUUUUCGGCGGAGGCGAUACCGCAUAGCGAGGAGCUGCUGCGUCAACCGCGCUCAGCGAGGGCCAUUCGAGCCGUCUUCAAUUUGGCCUUUAAAUCACUAAAACGUCUGCAUAUGCAACUCGAUCUGGACGCCCGCGGUGGGAGGUUUUACUACCACCAUCACCCAGAUGUCAUACUCUGGCAGAGGUACUCCGCGGGAGCCCUCAUGGCAGAGCGACUGCCGCGGUGGGCGCUUGCGCUGCGCAUCAUUCACCACUACCGGCGUUCCACGGCAACCACGCUGCCACCACGCAUGCUGGCUGCUCUCUUCUCCGCCUGCGCGGCCGACGCUGCUGAGAGCGUUCGCAUUUCACAGCAGAAGGAGAAGCAGCCGUGGGAGUCCUCAUUCUGGGAACUGGCAAUUCAGUGCACACAGGCCGUUGAGCCUAACUGUACUCCGGCAUUGUGGCAUCAUGCGAUACAGCUGGCGUUGUUGUCAAAGCCGUCCGGCGACGGCGCGGCAAUGGCUGCUGAAGAAUGCCGCCUAGCGGAGAUGCAUGACGCCUCCCUACAGGCCACCACUCGUGUUGUGCUUAGUCAUGCGAAGAGAGCGAAUGGGACUCUUCCCUUUCGUGUCUCCCUGUUGUUGAUUGACCAAAUGAAGGCGUUAAUAGACGAGGUGCGCUUCCAUGACUACGCCCGGGACGCGUGCAGCCAGGGGGACGAUGCCCUCACUGUCUGGGCACUGUUGCAGGAGGGGGACUGCCUGCAAAAGAUGGAGCCGCAGCACGCCGUGCUGUUGAGGAGGCUUGUGCUGGAGGGGGGGGGGGGACCUUGCGGGGAGGUUGUCUCGGAUUAA
This is a messenger RNA of Trypanosoma rangeli, 4842 nucleotides long. Its product is annotated as putative NADH-dependent fumarate reductase. NCBI's taxonomy places the organism in Eukaryota, Euglenozoa, Kinetoplastea, Trypanosomatida, Trypanosomatidae. Bases 1 to 4842 code for a protein of 1613 amino acids. The record is from RefSeq and is a predicted model, not a curated record. The transcript has a single exon.